AUGGAGUCCGAGGCUUUCGAAGAUAUGCAAAAGGGCGGCGGUGCCCUGCGCACCGUCAAGGACUUGGCCGCGGGCGCUGCUGGUGGCAUGGCUCAGGUUCUGCUGGGUCAACCCUUCGAUAUCGUCAAGGUCCGCCUGCAGACCACCACCCAGUACUCGAGCGCCGCCGAGUGCGCCAAGCAGAUUUUUAAGAAUGAGGGACCCGCGGCCUUCUACAAGGGUACUCUCACUCCUCUGAUCGGUAUUGGUGCCUGUGUGAGUGUUCAAUUCGGCGCAUUCCACGAGGCCCGUCGUCGCCUGGAGGAAUUGAACAAGAAGAAGUACGCAGAUGGUGCUCUAUCCUACACCCAGUAUUACAUGGCCGGUUCCUUCGCUGGUGUCACCAACUCCGUUCUCUCCGGUCCCAUCGAGCACGUGCGUAUCCGUCUGCAGGCCCAGCCCCACGGUGCUGGCCGUCUGUACGAUGGCCCCAUUGACUGCAUUCGCAAGCUGUCGGCGCACAACGGCGCUAUGCGUGGUUUGUACCGCGGUCAGGCUGUCACCAUUCUGCGUGAGGCUCAGGCUUACGGAUCGUGGUUUAUGGCCUUCGAGUAUAUGAUGAACCAGGAUGCCAAGCGCAACAACAUCAAGCGUGAGGAUAUCUCCGCCGUCAAGGUCGCCACCUAUGGUGGUCUGGCUGGUGAGGCCUUGUGGCUGUCCAGCUACCCCUUCGAUGUGAUCAAGAGUAAGAUGCAGACCGAUGGAUUCGGUGCCAACCAGAAAUUCAGCAGUAUGCGCGACUGCUUCGCCAAGACCUACGCUGUUGAGGGUCUGGGCGGCUUCUGGAAGGGUAUUGGCCCGACCUUGCUGAGGGCCAUGCCUGUUUCCGCAGGAACCUUUGUUGUUGUUGAGUUGGCUAUGAAGGCCUUGGGUUAG
Messenger RNA from Penicillium argentinense, 915 nucleotides. RefSeq lists its product as uncharacterized. Gene Ontology annotation, biological process: mitochondrial L-ornithine transmembrane transport. NCBI's taxonomy places the organism in Eukaryota, Fungi, Ascomycota, Eurotiomycetes, Eurotiales, Aspergillaceae. The transcript has 5 exons. The record is from RefSeq and is a predicted model, not a curated record. Gene Ontology annotation, molecular function: L-ornithine transmembrane transporter activity. Bases 1 to 915 code for a protein of 304 amino acids.